AUGGCUGAAGAUCUGACAGAAGAGCAGGUGGAAGAGUUUAAGCAGGCCUUCACGAUGUUUGACACGAAUGGGGACGGCACCAUCAACGUCCAGGAGCUGGGCCAGUUGAUGCAGUCCCUGGGCCAGAAUGUCCCGGAGGACCAGCUGAAGGUCCUCAUCGCCAUGGUGGACACCGACGGCGACGGUGUCAUUGACUUCCAAGAGUUCCUGGCAGCGAUAGCCAAGAGGAUGAAGGGCAAGGACACAGAGGAAAACACGUUGGCUGUCUUCCGCGAGUUCGACGUAGACGGCAACGGCCACAUCACCGUGGCAGAGCUCAAGCAGGCGAUGGGCAAGCUGGGUGUGAAGCUGUCCGAGGAGGAGGUGGAUGGGAUGAUCCGCGAGGCCGACGUCGACCAGGACGGGAAGGUGAACUACCAGGAGUUCCUGCGCAUGCUCGCUGAGAAGUGA
Messenger RNA from Trichechus manatus latirostris (Florida manatee), 450 nucleotides. Its product is annotated as calmodulin-like. The record is from RefSeq and is a predicted model, not a curated record. Gene Ontology annotation, molecular function: enzyme regulator activity; calcium ion binding. Bases 1 to 450 code for a protein of 149 amino acids. The transcript has a single exon. Lineage: Eukaryota; Metazoa; Chordata; Mammalia; Sirenia; Trichechidae.